Molecule: messenger RNA, 189 nt
Organism: Bipolaris oryzae ATCC 44560
Lineage: Eukaryota; Fungi; Ascomycota; Dothideomycetes; Pleosporales; Pleosporaceae
Exons: 1
Coding region: 1-189 (62 amino acids)
Source: RefSeq, a predicted model, not a curated record
AUGUACCAUCGUCCCAAAAAAGCCUACAGACCAUCCAGCUACGAAAACGCACACACCAGCGAUGGCAAGCGGCGGCACAGUGACCAAGCUACCUACUGCUGCUGCUCCCCACCCGCUCAGGCACGUCUUAUGCGCUUUUCCAUACCAGUCGAUUUCUCUGUGGUAGGCCUGCCGAAGCAGAAACAUUAA